GCAAAGUGGUUGAGGAGGAUGAGCGCCAUGCGCGUGGACGCCAAGGUGGUGAUGCUGGGCAAGGAGAGCGUGGGCAAGACCAGCCUGGUGGAGCGAUACGUCCAUAACCGCUUCCUGGUCGGACCCUAUCAGAACACUAUUGGUGCCGCCUUCGUGGCCAAACCAAUCCGAGUGGGAGACAAAGUGAUCACGUUGGGAAUUUGGGACACGGCCGGUUCAGAACGCUAUGAAGCUAUGAGCAGAAUCUACUACAGAGGAGCCCGGGCGGCCGUCGUCUGCUACGAUCUGACAGACAGCAGCAGUUUCCAGCGAGCGCGUUUUUGGGUGAAAGAACUGCAAAAGUGCGAGGAGCACUGUAAGAUCUACCUGUGCGGUACCAAGAGCGACCUGAUCCAAGAGGACCGGAGUCUGCGUCGGAUCGACUACCACGACACUCAGGACUUUGCUGAAGAGAUUGGCGCGGAGCAUUUUGAGACCUCAAGUAAAACGGGAAGCAACGUGGACGAGCUGUUCCAGAAAGUGGCUGAAGACUACAGCAAUGCCACCUUCCAGUACAUGACAGCUGAGGAAACUGGACUGAACCUCGGCCAGAAGAAGGAGUCGUACUUGUACUCGUGCUGCCACAGCAACUGAUGCUGGAACAGGGGAAAGGAACAGAACACGACUCCCAAGGAAAAAGAACAUAAAAACCAAGGAAGUGUUUUCUUUUGUGCCA
Molecule: messenger RNA, 715 nt
Organism: Syngnathoides biaculeatus (alligator pipefish)
Lineage: Eukaryota; Metazoa; Chordata; Actinopteri; Syngnathiformes; Syngnathidae
Gene: rab24
Product: RAB24, member RAS oncogene family
Exons: 8
Coding region: 19-633 (204 amino acids)
Molecular function (GO): GTP binding; GTPase activity
Source: RefSeq, a predicted model, not a curated record